This is a messenger RNA of Phoenix dactylifera (date palm), 591 nucleotides long. NCBI's taxonomy places the organism in Eukaryota, Viridiplantae, Streptophyta, Magnoliopsida, Arecales, Arecaceae. The record is from RefSeq and is a predicted model, not a curated record.
AUGUCUCUGGUGCUUGACGUUUGGAGUUGUUCCAAUUUGGUGCUGAACCGAUGGAAGCUGGCUAUAUUUCCAGUUGCAUGGGAUACGCUUUCCGGCAUCCAACCCGUGGAUUUCAGGAUCUCCGUCUCCUCCGCCGCCCUCCCUACCGCCCGCUCCCUCGUCCAGUCCAUCCUCGCCGCCGCCUCCUCCAACCUUAACCGCUCCAAUGCCGCCCGCAACUGCCUCGAGCACCUCUCCCUCUCCGACCGCCGCCUCGCCGCCGCCGCCACCACCCUCCCUCGUGGCCGCGCUGCCGACGGCCACCAGGAUACUCUCUAUGCGCGGUCCCUCCGGCAGCUGUACCGCCGCUUCCGUAUCUCCGGCACCGUCGAUUUCGUCUUCGGCAACGCCACCGCCGUGUUCGACGAAUGUCUCCUCGAGGUGGUGACGCGGGCGGAGGGGCCGGGGAAGUCCGGUAGCGACGCCGUGAUGGCGCAGGGGCGGACGGACCCGGUGCAGGCGACGGGUUUCGUGUUUCACCGUUGCGCUGUUAAUGGGAGCGAGGAGUUCUUGACAGCGUUUAGGAGGAAGCCGAAGGCGAAUCGAUGGUGA